Ambispora gerdemannii is the source of this 1035-nucleotide messenger RNA. NCBI's taxonomy places the organism in Eukaryota, Fungi, Glomeromycota, Glomeromycetes, Archaeosporales, Ambisporaceae. The record is from the annotation of a GenBank genome assembly.
AUGGGUAACCGUAUUUCUAGACACAAAAAAAGCAAAUCAUCGACCUCACAAAGUUCACUUAGUAAUACAGCUAGACUCCCAACAAAAAGAGAAAACAAAUCCUCGCUAAGUUCAUUUAAUGAUAGACCGAGUAUAACCAGGGGGGAAAGCGAACGCGAGAAGCUAGUGGAAGUGCUCCAAACUUCUCGAGUAAUUGAUGGGCGUGUUUUCCAAAUGGCUAAUGAACGAUAUCUUAUACCAUGUGAUGAUCAAGAGAAAAAUCGUCUUCAAAUGCAACAUGAUUUAAUGAAAGAAAUAUGGAAGGGUAAUUUCUCGUCUCCGAUACAUGAAAAGUUAAAGAAAGGAGGGAUACGAGUCCUUGAUACUGGUUGCGGAACAGGUACUUGGACUCUCGACAUGGCUAACAAGUAUCCUGUAUCAACAUUCUUGGGUGUUGAUAUAAUUGAAAUGUUUCCAACCAAUAUGCGACCUCCAAAUGCUGGGUUUCUUCAAUACAAUAUAUUAAACGGUUUGCCAUUUCCAAAUGAAACUUUUGAUUUCGUAUAUCAGCGAUUUUUAUGGGCAGCUUUUACACAAAAACAAUGGAUACAGUUAAUAGAUGACUUCAGAAGAGUUACAAAAACAGACGGAUGGAUAGAAUUGAUGGAAUUUGAUGUGGAGAUUUAUAAUCCUGGUCCAAUCGCUAAAAAACUAAGUGAUGCUGUACAGAAACAUUUGACUUCAAACGGAAUAAAUCCCAAAAUUCGCUCACGAAUUCCAAAAAUUAUGGCAAACACAAAUAACCUUGAAUCAAUACAGACCCUUGAAACAAUAACUCCGCUUGGGAACUGGCGGCAAACACCACAAGGAAUAAAGGCACUUAAAGAUAUCGCAGCAACAUUAAAAUCUUUACAGGUCGCAUUGAAAGCAGUGUUGGGUGUUGACAAUUACGAAUAUAAAGAAAUGCUGGAGCAAUUUAUUAUAGAGGGAUCAAAGUAUAGAAUGUAUAUAAAGACAUUUCGUUUUUUGGCACGAAAGCAGGAAUACUUUGAUUAA